Molecule: messenger RNA, 3237 nt
Organism: Syzygium oleosum
Lineage: Eukaryota; Viridiplantae; Streptophyta; Magnoliopsida; Myrtales; Myrtaceae
Product: probable lipid-A-disaccharide synthase, mitochondrial
Exons: 8
Coding region: 157-1566 (469 amino acids)
Biological process (GO): lipid A biosynthetic process
Molecular function (GO): lipid-A-disaccharide synthase activity; phospholipid binding
Source: RefSeq, a predicted model, not a curated record
CUGACCCGAAAGCCACGUUCGUCAAGGAACCUUCCCUUCUGCUUGCUAGCUUCUUCCUCUCGGUCCAAAAGCCCAGACUUUCUCCUCUUCUUCCAUCUCGUUUCGGUCGGUAUACAGCGCAUUGUUCGGCCAUGUUGUGACGCUUGGUCGCAGGAAAUGGGGAUGGCACUCAGGACGGUGUGGAAGCUACACGGCAGCCGCCGUAGACCGUGCGUUCGGGGUUUAUGGAGAGGCCACGCCUCGAUCUCGGGCAAGUCCGUGCUGGGCGUGGCGGCGGGAGACGGCGAGUUGAGGGUGUUCGUCGUCGCAGGGGAGGUUUCGGGGGACACCAUAGCUUCUCGCCUCAUGGCCUCUCUCAAGACUCUGUCUCCUUUUCCGGUUCGUUUCGCCGGCGUCGGAGGGUCGAUGAUGUAUAAACAGGGAUUGAAAAGCCUGUUUCCUAUGGAGGAUAUUUCAGUGAUGGGUAUCUGGGAGCUAAUGCCUCAUUUGGGUAAAAUCAGAGUGAAAUUGAAGGAAACAGUGGAUGCUGCUCUUCUGUUUCAGCCUCACGUUGUGGUGACAGUGGAUUCCAAGGGUUUCUCUUUCCGUCUCCUGAAGCUGCUGAGGGCUAGAUAUUAUCAGCAAUAUGCAGACGGCCCUGUUCACUUCCAUUAUGUUGCCCCUUCAUUUUGGGCAUGGAAAGGGGGUGAGGCAAGACUAAAGAACCUUGCUAAGUUUGUGGACCACAUUUUCUGUAUACUCCCAAAUGAGGCCGAAGUUUGCGAGUCGAAUGGUCUGUCAGCGAAUUUCGUGGGUCACCCUAUAUUAGAAGAUGCCUUGGAGUUGAAUCAGGGAGAAGAUGCUUCAAGAAUAUGGAAAUUGGCUGGGAGUAGGGAAAACUUUUGGUCCAAAUACCGAGUACCUUCAGGAGGUACAAUCAUUAGCUUGCUCCCUGGAAGUAGACUGCAAGAGGUUGCACGGAUGCUUCCGAUCUUUGUGAAGACUGUUAAAAUGCUGAAAUCAUCCAUCUCGGAUCUAUUAACAGUAGUUCAUGUGGCACCUAAUCAGCAUGUAGAGGACUACGUGGAUGGAUUUGUCAGGAAGUGGCCAGUGCCUGUCAUAUUGAUUCCAGGAGGAGAAACACAGCCAAAAUAUGAGGCUUUAAGUGCAAGCAGAGUUGCUUUGUGUACUUCUGGCACCGUCGCUGUAGAGAUGCAAAUUGCGCGGCUACCAUGUGUUGUUGCUUACCGAGCUCAUUUUCUAACGGAGUUGUUCAUUCGCCAUAAGGCAAAGAUACCAUACAUCUCUCUCCCCAAUAUCCUUUUGAAUACAAGCGUCAUUCCAGAAGCUUUGUUUCAACAAUGUACACCUGAGAAACUGACCUCGUUGCUCAUGGAACUAAUCCAUGAUGAAGGGCUUCGUGAAAAACAAGUUCUUGCUGCGCCGGAGGUUAUGAAGCUUCUAUGGCCUCCGGAAAAAUUAGCGAAGGGAGCGCAACAGGAAUCAAGCGGCAAGUGUUUGUAUGGCAGCCCAAGUAUGAUAGCUGCAUCAACCAUCCUAUACUACGUGAAGACAACAUCAAUAUGAUGAAAACCGUGUAUAGAGGGGAAAAAAAGGACAGAAGCAUCUAUAGUGGUCGUGGCAUGGAGUAUGAUCCGAUCCCAUCUCGCUUUAAUCAGUGGAAGUUGGGAACCUUUGUCAACCAUAUCCUGUCGGAUGCUGGUCCUUCCCAAUGCAAGGUAUAUUGGAUGAAACACACAUACAGUACAGAUGAAACUGUUAGUUUGAUUAGUUUGGGACUCACGCUGAUCAAUUAGAGUUGUGGACAAGAUUUAUUUGAAGAGAUUAAGAUCACGAAAUAUGGCCCGACUUUAUUUAAUCUAUGAAAGAUACUGGUUGAGUUGAACUGAUCUGAGUCAGAGAACGUUAGGAGGAGCAUCCUCAAAAAAUCGGCAACAAGAUUGAUUGUUACAGUAGACUUUAGCAGUAGGAAUUCUCUGCUUUGAUGGAUUUCAUUUUUAUACCUUAUGAUGUAUUCUAUGCUAAAUUUUAUAUAAUAAAUUGGAGUAUUUCUACGGAGGAUAGCCACGCUGACACAUGGCGCUUCUUGCUUGGCCUGAAACCUCUGUUCAUGUUCUAGUAUCAUUGACCAGCUGCUUAUUUGUUUUACAUGUUUUAGGCUUGCGAUGUGUACUUUUGACCUUUUUUACACGCCUUGAGCUAUAUGCAACAGCGAUGUGUCGGCCUAACUGCAGUUUUAAGCACGUUCAGCCCUCGAGCAUUUGCAUAUGCUAAUUGUUGUGAUCCACCGUAAAACCGAGAUCGAGCAAAAAAGCAUGGAGAAGGCAUGAAAAAUUCCGAAAUAAGAUGCAUUGAUCUCUUCACUACUUAUGGUGAUGCCCGGUGCUUCACCUGCGUGCACUCACAUUUUUGUGGUCGAUUCACACUGCGAUAUGAAUCUUAUUCUUUUUAAUCGUUUCAUCGAUUCAGCAGCAACGUGCUUAAUACCAAAUGCAACAGAAGAAAGGCAAGACAAACGAAGAAUAACCAAGAAAAAUUUGUAAAUGUCAAGAUGGAGAGGUUACAGUCUUUCCAUUUUCAGCUUCAGAGUUCUCCGCAAGACUUGCUCAAACUUUUGCCUAAAGCCUCAAUGCCACAGAAAGCUCCAAGUCCAUAAAUAGCACAGAAAUGUGGCCCAUCUAUUUAAACACAUUCUCCAUAGUCCUUCCACAACCAAAAUCGAUACACAAGUUCUUAUCUGAUCAUGGCCACUAUGCCCAGAAUAAUAGUUCUUCUUGCCCUCCUGUCUCUCAUGCUCUUCUCGUGCUCUAGUGCCGAGGCUGUGGACACCGGUUCCGCUGGGGAUGCUGAUGGCGUUUCGCGCCAAUGCGGAGGUGACCGCCUGUGCGAAGUGUCGGCUUCGAGCCCAGUUCAGACAGGCCAAGAUGGAGGGAACGGCGCGGCGGACGACGGCACUGACACAAUGAAUCAAGAGGACGGCAGCGCCAGAGAUGCGGAGGUGAUCAACGCAGCGCCGACUAAUGCCCCAACCACCGACGAGCCGGAGGUGCCCAGUAUAGAGUCGGAGUUGAUUGUUUUGGGGCAUUGAGCAAGGCUUUUAUCCUUGUGACAAUGUUUCGAUUUGUAUUGGGGUGAUUCUUCUUCUUCUUGUUCUUGUUUUAUCUUUCUCCUUUCAAAUUUUCGUGUUCAUUCUUAGCCAAUAAUCGAUUCAGUUCGGAUGAUGCCUUAUCCUGUUCA